Lactuca sativa (garden lettuce) is the source of this 615-nucleotide messenger RNA. Lineage: Eukaryota; Viridiplantae; Streptophyta; Magnoliopsida; Asterales; Asteraceae. The record is from RefSeq and is a predicted model, not a curated record.
UCGAUGUCGAGUUCAUCAAGCACCAACAUCAGAACGUGCUAUUGUGGAGAUAGGGUUGGAAUGUGGACAUCAUGGACUCGAAAGAAUCCAGGUCGGAGGUUUUUUGGUUGCCCAAAUUACAUGGAUGAAGAGAAGGACUGUGGGUAUUUUCGUUGGAUUGACCCACCACUAUUGAAUAAGUGGUAUAAAGAAAGAAUGUAUGAGUUAGGAGCUAUUGCUAAUGGGGGUGUAGCUAUUCCUUUUAAUAACCCUGUUAAUGAAGGUGAAAUACCUGUUGAUGGCCCUAUUGCCCCUGUGAAUGUUGAUGUCCCUAUUGCCCCUGCGAAUGCUCUUGAACCUGAUAAUCAAAUUGCAAUGUGUGAUAAUACACAUGUGCCUAGUAAUGAAUUUGGAUUCUGCAAGUGGAUGAUGAUAAAUGUUCUCGUGGAUCAUGUAAUGUUUUGGUUAAUGAAAUGGCAAUAUGUUAUUAUGGCUGGUCAAGAAUCAUUUAGAUCAAUAACAAGAUCUUACUACAGAGGUGAUGUUGGUGCCCUUCUUGGUUUGCAUAAAUGGUGUACACUUGACAAAUAUAACCAUGUUAAGGGCAUUCACAAUGUUUCAAUGUGGCUAAAAUAA